This is a messenger RNA of Arachis ipaensis, 1034 nucleotides long. RefSeq lists its product as uncharacterized. Gene Ontology annotation, molecular function: voltage-gated proton channel activity. The record is from RefSeq and is a predicted model, not a curated record. Gene Ontology annotation, biological process: proton transmembrane transport. NCBI's taxonomy places the organism in Eukaryota, Viridiplantae, Streptophyta, Magnoliopsida, Fabales, Fabaceae. Gene Ontology annotation, cellular component: plasma membrane.
UAAAUGUAGCCGUACAACGUUACCCUGAAGCUAAAGCAUGCAAAAUAAACCUCAAAAACCAAACUUACACUUCAAGAACACAACAUUAUGAAAUACGUAACAGUUAACUAACAUAUACUCCUAUAUUAAAAUUUUGCUACAUGCUACAUCAAAUCCUAAAUUCUUAUAUCCAUCCACCAAUGAAUAACUUGAAAUCUAUCAAUGUUUCAUUUGAAACCCAUCAAACACAACCUCCUAGUGGAUCUUCUAUACAAAUCCUAGAUUCAUCAAUCCAAAGUCUAAUAAGAUCAUGGCAAAGAAGGCAAAGGUGGCUACAUGUUUUCGCCACAUCAUCAUCAUCAACCCAACACCAACAAGUUAUGAAUAAUAAUGCACCAUGGAGGAACCAUUUGGCCAAUUUCCUACAAUCAAAUUGGGUUCAUUUGUUUUCAAUCUCAUUGCUCAUUGUGGACCUCAUCAUCACAAUUCUUGAGCUAUCUUCAUCUUUGGUUUCACCAUGUCAUCAACAAAGGGUGAACAAGGUAGAAAAACUUAGUCUACAUUGGAUUGGAAUUAGUAUCCUUAGUUUACUUUCAAUAAAGUCUAUGGCUUUGUUAGUGGGGUUAGGCUCUUCAUUCUUUAAGCAUUUUGGGUAUGUUAUGGAUGGAGUUGUGACCAUUGUGGCUCUGUUUUUGGAAGUGUUUCUUGAGAGAAAAGGAGGUAGUUUAUUGAUUGUUGUGAGUUUGUGGCGUGUGAUUAGAGUGGUGGAGAGUGUGUAUGAGUUAAGUGAUGAAACAAUUGAAGCUCAAAUUGAAGGUAUAGUUUGUCAAUUUGAGGCACUCAAAGAAGAGAACAUGAGGCUCUUAGAAACAAUCCAAGGAAAGAGCAAGGCCAUUGAAAAGCUCAAGGAGGAUUUGGAUAAAUGUAGGCAUUGAAUUUGAAGCUCCACCCCCAUCAUCAUGAAUUCAAGAAAUUUUGAUAUUCACAUUGUGGCCUUCUAUUUAUUUGUAGGCUAAAUUAAUAUACAAUUUUCUAUUAUCAAAUAGAGUAUGAAA